Bipolaris zeicola 26-R-13 is the source of this 225-nucleotide messenger RNA. RefSeq lists its product as uncharacterized. Bases 1 to 225 code for a protein of 74 amino acids. The transcript has a single exon. Lineage: Eukaryota; Fungi; Ascomycota; Dothideomycetes; Pleosporales; Pleosporaceae. The record is from RefSeq and is a predicted model, not a curated record.
AUGCUGCCGCCGUUUGGUCCGAGGAUGCAGCGGCGUCACUGCGGAAGUCAACCAUGUCGCUUUGCCGCGGGAGCACUGGGCACUGCCCGUGGUGUGAUAUCACUCGUGAUCUCCAACAUACUUGAAUCGAUCCCGCGAUCUAGUAGUAAAUCAUUCUGCGCUGGCGUUGCAGGAUGGAUGAAAAAACAAAUCUCUAACAAAAAAGGAAAAAAAAAGAGAGCGUAA